UGCCAAGAACGCGAAGAAAGCAACGGAGGUAAGACAAGCUUUCUGCCGUGUUGCUUCGUGUGUGUGCGAGGUGUGACAUUCUCUGCUCUGCCUUGUCUGGGAGUGUUUGGUGUGUGUGCGAGGUGUGACGUUUUCUGCUCUGCUUUGUCCGAGUGUUUGUGUGUGCGAGGUGUGACAUUCUCUGCUCUGCCUUGUCCGAGUGUUUAGUGUGUGUGCGAGGUGUGACUUUCUCUGCUCUGCCUUGUCUGAAAGUGUGUGAGGUGUGACGUUCUCUUCUUCGAGUUUUUUCUGC
Molecule: messenger RNA, 292 nt
Organism: Geodia barretti
Lineage: Eukaryota; Metazoa; Porifera; Demospongiae; Tetractinellida; Geodiidae
Source: the annotation of a GenBank genome assembly